Pipistrellus nathusii (Nathusius's pipistrelle) is the source of this 4236-nucleotide messenger RNA. Lineage: Eukaryota; Metazoa; Chordata; Mammalia; Chiroptera; Vespertilionidae. The record is from the annotation of a GenBank genome assembly.
AUGUUAAGGAGGAUCUUGCAGAGGACUCCUGGGAGAGUUGGCUCUCAAGGCUCUGAUUUAGAUUCAUCAGCAACUCCUAUUAACACAGGGGAUGUCAAUAAUGAAAACUCUUCAGAGGGUUUCAUAUGUCCCCAGUGUAUGAAAUCUCUUGGAUCUGCUGAGGAACUUUUCAAACACUAUCAGGCAGUUCAUGAUGCUGAUAAUGAUUCCAGUCAUGGAGGAGAGGCUAACCUUGCUCUGAAGAGAGAUGAUGUAACACUACUUAGACAAGAGGUCCAGGACCUACAGGCUUCACUUAAGGAAGAAAAAUGGUACUCAGAAGAAUUAAAGAAAGAAUUAGAAAAAUUUCAAGGGCUGCAGCAGCAAGUGUCUAAACCUGAUGGAUUGGUGGCUGAUUCAUCAGCAGAACUUCACUCUUUGGAACAACAAUUAGAAGAAGCUCAAACAGAAAAUUUUAAUAUUAAACAAAUGAAGGACUUAUUUGAACAGAAAGCAGCACAACUUGCCACUGAAAUUGCAGAUAUAAAGUCAAAAUAUGAUGAAGAAAAGAGUCUUCGAGAAGCUGCUGAACAAAAAGCAUCACAUCUGACAGAAGAAUUAAACAAAGAGGAAACUAUAAUUCAAGAUCUGAAGACUGAACUGCUUCAAAGACCUGGUAUAGAAGAUGUUGCUGUGCUAAAGAAAGAACUGGUCCAAGUUCAAACACUAAUGGAUAACAUGACUUUGGAACGUGAGAGAGAAUCUGAAAAACUCAAAGAUGAGUGCAAAAAAUUACAAGCAGAUUAUGCUAACUCAGAGGCCACAAUAAGCCAGCUAAGGAGUGAACUUGCCAAAGGGCCCCAGGAAGUUGCUGUGUAUGUGCAAGAAUUACAAAAACUUAAAAGUUUUGUUAAUGACUUAACACAAAAAAAUCAGAACUUGACUGAAAAGUUGCUGAAGAAAGAACUGGACUAUACUCAGUUAGAAGAGAAGCAUAAUGAUGAGUGUGUGAGUAAAAAGAAUAUACAAGUAAGCCUUCAUCAAAAAGACCUAGAUUGUCAACAACUUCAGUCAAGAUUAUCUGCUUCUGAAAUCACACUGCAGAGAAUACAGGCAGAAUUAGGUGAAAAGGGAGAAGCUACUCAAAAACUCAAAGAAGAAUUAUUAGAAGUAGAGACCAAGUACCAGCAUCUUAAGGCAGAGUUUAAGCAGCUACAACAACAGAGAGAAGAAAAGGAGCAGCAUGGAUUACAGCUCCAAAGUGAAGUUAAUCAGUUACAUAGCAAACUCCUGGAGACAGAACGCCAACUAGGGGAAGCUCAUGGAAGGCUGAAGGAACAGAGACAGCUUUCAAGUGAGAAGUUGAUGGAUAAAGAACAGCAAGUAGCUGAUUUACAACUCAAACUUUCUCGUUUAGAAGAAGAGUUAAAGGAAAAUGUAACAAAUUCCACAGAACUGCAGCAUCAAUUAGAGAAAACAAAGCAACAGCAUCAAGAACAACAAGCUCUUCAGCAAAGCACUACAGCAAAACUUCGAGAAGCUCAGAAUGAUUUGGAACAAGUACUACGUCAAAUUGGUGAUAAGGACCAAAAGAUCCAGAACCUUGAAGCCUUAUUACAGAAAAGUAAAGAAAAUACUUCCUUAUUAGAAAAGGAAAGAGAAGACCUUUAUGCAAAAAUUCAGGCUGGUGAAGGGGAGACUGCUGUUCUUAACCAGUUACAAGAAAAAAACCAUACAUUGCAGGAACAAGUAACUCAACUGACAGAGAAGCUGAAGAAUCAGUCAGAAAGCCAUAAACAAGCCCAGGAGAAUUUGCAUGACCAAGUGCAAGAGCAGAAGGCACAUCUUAGAGCUGCACAAGAUCAGGUCCUUUCCCUAGAAACCAGUGUCAAUGAAUUAAAUAGUCAGCUAAAUGAAAGCAAGGAGAAGGUCUCUCAGCUUGACAUACAGGUUAAAGCCAAAACUGAAUUGUUGCUGUCAGCAGAAGCAGCAAAAACUGCUCAAAAAGCAGAUCUUCAAAAUCAUUUGGACACAGUCCAAAAUGCAUUACAAGAUAAACAACAGGAGUUAAAUAAGAUCACUACACAGUUCGAUCAGAUCACUACAAAAUUGCAGGAGAAGCAAGAACAUUGCAAUCAAUUAGAAAGUCAUCUUAAAGAAUAUAAAGAGAAACACCUGUCUUUAGAACAGAAAACUGAAGAAUUAGAAGGUCAUAUUAAGAAACUAGAAGCUGAUACUCUUGAAGUCAAAGUAAGCAAGGAGCAAGUUUUGCAGGAUCUACAACAGCAAAGACAGCUGAACACAGAUUUAGAGUUUAGAGUCACAGAAUUGACUAAACAACUAGAAGUGGAGAAAGAAAUAGUAUCCAGUACAAAAUUGGACCUACAGAAAAAAUCUGAAGCCUUUGAAUAUAAUAAGCAAAUGCUUACCAAACAAGAGGAAGAAAAAACAAUUCUUAAAAAAGAAAUAGAAAAUUUAAGUCAAGAUGCAAAGAUGCAGCACAAGGAAUUGAAUAACAAAGUUCAAACCGCAGUAGCAGAACUACAAAAAGUAAAGAUGGAGAAAGAAGGUCUAGAGGCAGAACUUUCUGCAGCAAAAGAGAAAUUAUCAAAAGUUUCUGAUUCUUUGAAGAACUCCAAAAGUGAAUUUGAAAAAGAAAAUCAGAAAGGAAAGGCUGCUAUAUUAGAUUUGGAAAAAACUUGCAAAGAAUUGAAGCAUCAAUUUCAAGUACAGAUGGAAAGCACACUUAAGGAUCAGAAUGAACUGAAAAAAUCACUUGAAAAAGAGAAGGAGACUUCUCAUCAUUUGAAGUUGGAACUCAAUUCAAUGCAGGGACAAGUCAUACAGGCCCAGGAUAAUUUAAAACAAAAGGAAAAAGAAGAACAGCAACUCCAGGGGAACAUAAAUGAGCUAAAGCUAUUGACUGAACAGAGGAAAAAGCAAAUUGAAGCACUCCAAGGAGAAGUUAAAAUUGCUAUCUCACAGAAGACAGAACUUGAGAAUAAACUACAGCAGCAGUUAACCCAAGCAGCGCAGGAACUUGCAAAAGAGAAGGAGAAAAUGUCAAUUUUACAAAACACAUAUGAAAAAAGUCAGGAAAACCUAAAACAGCUUCAGUCUGAUUUCUAUGGGAAAGAAUCUGAACUUCUUGCAACAAGGCAAGAUCUUAAGUCUGUAGAAGAGAAGCUUUCUCUAGCACAGGAGGACUUAAUUUCAAACAGAAAUCAAAUUGGAAACCAAAAUAAAUUGAUUCAAGAACUAAAGACUGCCAAGGCUACUUUGGAACAAGAAGCAACAAAGAAAGAACAGCAGUUAAAGGAGCAGAGUGCAGCACUACAGGAUAUUCAGAAAGAAAAGUCACUGAAAGAAAAAGAACUAGCAAGUGAAAAAUCUAAAUUGGCAGAGAUAGAAGAAAUUAAGUGUAGACAAGAAAAAGAAAUUGCUAAACUGAGUGAAGAACUCAAAUCCCACAAGCAAGAAAGCAUAAAGGAGCUAACAAGUCUCAGGGAGGCCAAGCAGCUUUUGAUUCAGCAGAAACUAGAGCUUCAAGGGAAAAUAGAUUCCUUGAAGGUAAUCCUUGAACAGGAGAAGAAUAAUCAGCAAAUGCUAAAAGAGCAGGUGAAAAAGGAAGAAGAUGAGUUGAAGAAGGACUUUAUUGAGAAGGAAGCUAAACUGCAUUCUGAAAUAAAAGAAAAAGAAGUAGGAAUGAAAAAGCAUGAAGAAAAUGAAGCAAAACUUACCAUGCAGAUUACAGCAUUAAAUGAAAAUUUGGGCACUGUGAAGAAGGAGUGGCAGUCCAGCCAACGGAGAGUCAGUGAGCUUGAGAAGCAGACGGAUGACUUACGGGGUGAAAUUGCAGUAUUAGAAGCAACGGUUCAGAAUAAUCAAGAUGAAAGGAGAGCACUACUAGAAAGAUGUCUUAAAGGAGAAGGUGAAAUAGAAAAGCUUCAAAACAAAGUACUGGAAGUGCAAAGAAAGCUGGAUAAUACAACUGCAGCAGUGCAGGAGCUGGGCAGAGAGAAUCAGUCCCUUCAAAUCAAGCAUACACAAGCAUUGAAUAGGAAAUGGGCUGAAGAUAAUGAAGUACAAAACUGUAUGGCCUGUGGGAAAAACUUUUCAGUAACAGUGAGACGGCAUCACUGCAGACACUGUGGAAAUAUCUUCUGUGCUGAGUGUUCAGCCAAAAAUGCCUUAACUCCUUCUUCUAAGAAGCCUGUUCGUGUCUGUGAUACAUGUUUCAAUGAUUUGCAAGGAUAA